Messenger RNA from Aplosporella prunicola CBS 121167, 1722 nucleotides. RefSeq lists its product as uncharacterized. The coding region runs from base 69 to 1463 and encodes 464 amino acids. Gene Ontology annotation, molecular function: catalytic activity. The transcript has 2 exons. Lineage: Eukaryota; Fungi; Ascomycota; Dothideomycetes; Botryosphaeriales; Aplosporellaceae. The record is from RefSeq and is a predicted model, not a curated record.
CAAGCUCGAAGCCACAACACUGUCCAAUACGCGACGACGAGCAAGCCACCCACUCAAGACUCAAGAGCAUGGCACAAGUCACGGUCUUCGACUCGGUCCUCGUCGGGAACCUCUUCGGCACCGAAGAAAUCCGCGACUGCUUCUGCGAGAGCGCGUACGUCGCCAACCUCGUCAAAGCGGAGGUCGCGCUCGCGCAAGCCGAGGAAGCCGAGGCCAUUAUACCCGCCGGCGUCGCGGCCGCUAUCAGGGAGCACUGCGCCGACGUCUGGAGGCUCGACUGGGCGCUGCUCGGCCUCCGCACUGAGGCUGUCGGCGACCCGGUCCUGCCCUUGGUCGAGCAGAUGGCUGAGUUGGUCCCUGAUGAACUCUCCGGGUACAUCCACUGGGGCGCCUCAAGCCAGGACAUGAUGGACCUAGCCUCAACCCUGCAAAUGCAGCAAGGCCUCGCCAUCACCGAAACCCUCCUCCGCAAAAUAACCUCCACCCUGACCCGCAUGGCCCUCGCCUACCGCGACGUCCCCAUGGCCGGCCGCACCCACGCCCAGCACGCCGCGCCCAUAACCUUCGGCUACAAGUGCGGCGUCUGGCUGGCCAGCUUCCAGCGACACCUCGCGCGCCUCACACACCUGCAAGCCACCAGCCUGCUCGCACAAUUUGGCGGCGCGGCCGGCUCCCUCGCCUCGCUCUCGCUCGCCCGCGGCCCUAGCACCGACGCAGCCGCUGCCGCCAGUGCCAUCCGCGUCCGCAGGCGCAUCGCGCACCUCCUCGGCCUCACCGACCCCGUCAUCUCCUGGCACACGGCGCGCGACACCGUCGCCGACAUCACCAACUUCCUCGCGCUGGUGGGCGGGUCGCUGGGCAAGCUCGCACAGGACCUGCUCCUCCUGUCAUCGGCCGAGGUAGGCGAGGUCGCAUUCGCGGAGCCGGACACCCCGGCCUCGCUGCCCGCGCUGCCCUUGCUGCCGCUGCAGCGCAACCGCCCCCUGCCGGCCGAGGCGAUGCUGGCGGCGAGCAAGCUCGUGCGCGCGCAGGCGAGCCUCGUCCUCGACGCCAUGGUCAGCGCGAGCGAGGGCGGGGGCGGGCCAUGGCGGCUCGAGUGGGCGGCCGUGCCGACGGCGUUUAUGGCGCUGGUCGGGGGGCUGCAGCAAGCGGAUUUGGCGCUGGCAGGGCUGCACGUCAAUCAGGAUGCUAUGCUGCGGAACUUGCGGUCGACGCGGGGGCUGGUUGUUGCGGAGGCGGUGGCGUUGCGCUUGGCGCGGUUUUUGGGGCGCUCGGAGGCGGGUGAGAUUGUGCGGGCCGCGUGUGCUGUUGUGAGCGAUGAGGGAGUGUCGUUGUUUCAGGCGCUGGAGAGGCAGGAGCGUGUCGUGGGGCUUUUGGGGGGAGAGGAGUUGGAGGACUUGUGUGAUCCGACGAGGUAUCUUGGCUGCUGCGGGCCUAUGGUCGAUGAGCUUGUUGGGAACUGAUUUGUAGGUGGACAACAACAACAAACGAGACUAGAAGGUACCAAAAAGAAGCCAAUUCGCACCGAAUAAAUCCUGCUUUAUAAUAGUAAAGCUCUAGACAAUCAAUAACCUAGCUAAUUGUGAGGACACGGAUGGACACGGACACGGACUACGUGGACAACAACUCCUAUCCCCGACCAAAACACACCUACUCCGUACCUAGCACCCCACUACAGCUCUCCUGGCCCCAACCUUACUAAUUCACGCAGACACGCGCCGC